Thecamonas trahens ATCC 50062 is the source of this 1056-nucleotide messenger RNA. RefSeq names its product serine/threonine protein kinase. The record is from RefSeq and is a predicted model, not a curated record. NCBI's taxonomy places the organism in Eukaryota, Apusomonadida, Apusomonadidae. Gene Ontology annotation, molecular function: ATP binding; protein kinase activity. Gene Ontology annotation, biological process: protein phosphorylation. The transcript has a single exon. The coding region runs from base 1 to 1023 and encodes 340 amino acids.
AUGACAUCAGAGACGCCCCCGUGGACAGAGUUUGCCACUGGCGAGGUGGUUGUCGAGGACGACACUUCCAGAGCGUUUUCUAUCUUCCCAGCAACGCUCCGGUCGACGGGGGAGGCGGUGGCUGCGACAGGUUGGCUCGAGGCCGACGACGACGAUCUAGCUGUCCUCAUCCACCAGGUUCAGGCGUACGGUGUCGUGCAUGGCAUCUUGAGUGGCAUCGGCUUGGUUCGCAACAGCGCUGGUCUUGUGCGGAUUGUGCUUGAAGCGCCUGCGGGUGGAUGGCUGGCGGAUCGCAUGCGGCGGCGGCGGGGUGGCAGUGACGGCGCGGGCGAUGAUGCGGCACCGGUGCGGAGCGAAACGCAGAUCAUUGGGGACUCGAGCGACUCGAGCGAUGAUGAUGGCUAUGGGUUUGCACCGCUGCUGAUCGGGGACGCCGCGUGGGUGGUGCGCGAGGUGGCAGGGACGCUGAAGAUGAUGCUCGAGGCCGACCAGGCUGUGCCAGGCAUCUCAAUGGAGAUGAUCGGGUUCUCGGCUGAUGGCGAGGUGAGGCUGCAGAACCCGGGUGCAAUGUUGGCGACUCGAAAGUGGUAUGCUGGCGGAAGCAGCAGUAUGAUGCUCUCUGACACUGGGCUGCUCCCACACUAUCUAUGCCCUGAGACGCUCACCAUGACGAGCAUUGCGCCACCCGAACAAGCGCCGUGGAGCCUCGGGAUCCUAGUGUACGAGCUAUUGGUCGGCGAGCCACCCAUGGCUGACACACACUUAAUGCGUGCUCUGUUUGUCAUUCCGUCGCGAGGGCUGGAUCUCGGUGCGGUGGACAUCGCAGCCGAAGCCCUGGAUCUUGUGGGCGCAGUCUGCGCACUGGAGCGCGAAGCGCGGCUGGGCGUGUCGGGUAGAACCAUCGCGCUUGAUGACGUGCUUGCACAUCCGUUCUUUGGAGCAGCAUCAGCAGGCCUUGGCAGUCCUGGUGAUGCAGAGUGGGUGCCGAAGGACGAAGAGCCGUCGCCGCUGGACGAUAUGUAGGGCUUGGUUGCCGCUGGACGAUCUGUAGGGCUU